Messenger RNA from Prunus persica (peach), 1243 nucleotides. Its product is annotated as NADH dehydrogenase [ubiquinone] flavoprotein 2, mitochondrial. Lineage: Eukaryota; Viridiplantae; Streptophyta; Magnoliopsida; Rosales; Rosaceae. Gene Ontology annotation, biological process: mitochondrial electron transport, NADH to ubiquinone. The transcript is spliced from 10 exons. The record is from RefSeq and is a predicted model, not a curated record. The coding region runs from base 158 to 913 and encodes 251 amino acids. Gene Ontology annotation, molecular function: NADH dehydrogenase activity.
GGAUCAACCAAACCGAAACAAGAUCCGACGGUCCAUAAUCGUCUACGACAUCCCAUUCAUCAGCUUCAGUUGAGUCCGGUUCGUUGGAAGCCCCAAAGCUCUCUCUUUCUCUCGCUCAGCUUCUGUAGUAGCAAGUUGUGUUCGGAGCUGUUCCAAAAUGCUGGCUCGCCUCGCUUCCAAUCGUCUCCACGAGAUCCGUCGGAUUUUCAGUCAGCCUGCCCGAUCCUUCUCCACUGCCCUCAACUACCAUCUUGAUUCUCCGGAUAACAAUCCGGACUUACCAUGGGAGUUUAACGAAGCUAACAAACAGAAGGCGAAAGAGAUACUGUCUCAUUAUCCAUCCAACUACAAGCAAUCUGCAGUGAUUCCUCUGUUGGAUCUUGCACAGCAGCAGCAUGGAGGAUGGCUCCCUGUUUCAGCAAUGAAUGCAGUAGCAAAGGUUAUCGAAGUUGCUCCUAUUCGUGUAUAUGAAGUUGCAACAUUUUAUUCAAUGUUCAAUCGGACAAAGGUGGGCAAGUACCACCUUUUGGUUUGUGGCACAACACCAUGUAUGAUUCGUGGUUCACGAGACAUUGAAGCAGCUUUACUGAAUCACUUAGGAGUGAAGCGCAAUGAAGUAACCAAGGAUGGAUUAUUCUCUGUUGGAGAAAUGGAAUGCAUGGGAAGCUGUGUGAAUGCUCCCAUGAUUACGGUCGCUGAUUACUCCAAUGGAUCGGAGGGAUAUACAUACAAUUACUACGAAGAUGUUACUCCAGAGCGAGUUGUGGAAAUAGUUGAGAAGUUAAGAAAGGGCGAGAAGCCACCGCAUGGCACUCAAAACCCUAAGCGCAUUAAGUGUGGACCAGAAGGAGGAAAUACUACGUUGCUCAGUGAGCCCAAACCUCCUCCGUGCCGGGAUCUUGACGCAUGUUAAAAUUAUGGUAUAUGUUGUUUCUAAUAAUGCAAAGCUCCGAUGCUGUCAGGCUUCCCUUUGCUUUGGGACUUGUUGGAAUUGUUGAUACAUACUCAACCAUUUUUUGUAUUGAGGUGGCAGUAUAAGUUCUGCCAGUGAUGUAGUUCUGUAUGUUUUGAUCUUUCAAUAUGCUGUGGUUUAAGCUAUACAGUUUUUAAAGUGUUUUCAUGGGCUUGCCCGGAAGAUCUUUCUUAUGGCCGAAUGCUUGCCUUUAGUACUGUGAGCACUGUAGCAUUUGUUCUCCAAACUGCUAUGCUUCACAACUUUAUAUGAUAUCCAGAACUCAAACCA